AUGACGUCCAUGCGCCCCAGCGUCCGCGCCGCCAACAUCACAACCACCAAGACCUCCUUCCCAAUGGAUGUCACCGCUGAAUCCAUCUGGUUGAAGAUGCAGCUGGGCUUCUUGUACGACGAAGGUCUUGCCAUCGGACUCCUGGGCGGAACCCCGAAUCCGCCGUGGGAAGACGUCCUGUCCCAGGACAACCAGCCUCAUCUCUGGGAGGUUCUUACGGACAUGUUCCGCCACCUCGGCCUUCCUGGCGCUUUGGCUGUGCGUGCCCACUGGGACAAUACCGACGACGGAGAACACUACCUUCGAUGGCAAUUUCCCGAAAGUAUCGCCAAGGAGGUACUGAGCUUGUUGCGCCGCGAGAGCGAGGUCGACGAGUCCGCGCCCGCACCUGAGCCCACGUCUGAGCCCACCUCCGAGCCUGAGGCCAAGGACAACGAUGAUGACGAGGAAUGGGAGAAGGUGGAGGAGGAGACCGAUGACUACGCCAAGGAGUAG
This is a messenger RNA of Lasiodiplodia theobromae, 495 nucleotides long. Its product is annotated as Gdp GTP exchange factor sec2p. NCBI's taxonomy places the organism in Eukaryota, Fungi, Ascomycota, Dothideomycetes, Botryosphaeriales, Botryosphaeriaceae. Bases 1 to 495 code for a protein of 164 amino acids. The record is from RefSeq and is a predicted model, not a curated record. The transcript is spliced from 3 exons.